CUGUUCCCAUAGUAACGCGGUUGUGUACAAUGUGCGCUCUCUACGUCUAGUCAAGUCCCAUGUAUGCUGCGCCGGGGGUUCUAUGCAGAUGUACCCAGUUAUUCUGCACUGUGUCACACGAUGGCAGUACAGUAAGGAGUCCUGACCGCCGGCGUGGUGAUUUGACGUCCCGGAUGAAUGUGGACUACGUCUCUAGUGUUCUUUGUUUCAGUGUUUUUUGCACUCUGAGACCACCUAAGCAGUGUUCCUGAAGCACAUCGCGUAUGCCAGAAUAUUUCAAUUCAAAAUGGAAACCGAAGUGGAACUUUCAAAGCCCUCAAUCAGGGAAAAACUCAACAUCUACAACAUCCUUCCUCCAAUAUCCCCCAUGCCACCUGAAGCCCCCCAGGAAGAAAUGUCUCAGUACGACGAGAAGAAUGCGACCAGAAUUAAAGAGCACAGCAAGCUGAUCAAGUACAGGAAAAGCCGUCAGCAGCGGCAGCUCCUUGAUAAGAUCCUCAUUGACCGUGCUCUCCAGGCCUAUGAACAGACGGUUGAAGAAAAUGAACGGAAAAUAAUCGCUCCUUUCCCACCAGAACUUCCUUCGACGAUGAACAGUGAGCUACGACAACAAAGGUUAAACUAUCUGUUUUUGAAGAGAUGCGUCGAGAACUACCCUUUAAUCCCUGUCAGUCCUGAAUGGCUGGACUCGGUGCUCUCCCGGAUUCCUGGUCGCUUGAGAGAAGGAAAAGAGAAGCAGAACCUGAUCCAAAAUCUGUUCCAGGAAGUUGCAGAAAAUUUUGAAAAUGGCAUGAAGACCUGUCUAGUGAGCAGUGCCCUUGUGAAGCCUGAUAUUAAAGGUCUGGAGUCUGAAGUGUCAAACCUGCCUGAGGAAGACCCAGAAGGACUCGAUUUUGCUGUUCCUUGGCAUGACACGUUUAUAAGCUGCAGAGAAGAGAUGAGGACAAAUCUGCACAUUCUCCACCCAGCCAUGAGGAUGAUUCUGGACAUGGGCUACAUGACCUUCUCCAAGAUGUUGCUGGUGGACGUGUCCAGUUACAGGAGUCAGGGGCCAGUGGAGUGUGAAUCCCUGAAGAAUGAUGUGGUUCUGCAGAGUGAAAAAAUGGAAGAGAAGAUCAUGAAUUCCUGGUACCCGAAAGUGAUUCAUCUGCUCACCGAGAAAGACACGUUAAAAGAAAUCAAACAAGACCGACUCGAAUCUUUUUUGAACUGCGCCUCCGCUCUGCUGUCCAAUCAGUUAAAAGCCCUCAUUGUAAAAACCGUUGAGGCCUACGUGAAUCUGUUCGAGCCUUUAAAUCUCGACGAGGUGCCGCUGUUUAAAAUGCAGCUGACCUUCGAUGACGAGAAGAUGGAGUUCUACCCAAGCCUGCAAGAUUUAGAAGAAACGGUGUUGUUCGUGUUACGCCGCAUCACAAACACAAUGCAGAAAGUUCAAACUGUGACAUCUUGGCUUUCAGAAGGAAAUGCCAUUGAAGUCCUGGAUGCCAAGCUUGACAAUGACAUCUUGAAUUGGGCCUUGUCAACUUUAAGCAGCUCGGUCAAAAAGAACGUCAAGGGUCCGAGCGAACACCUGAAGAGCUACGUGAAUAGAUAUGAUUGGCUAGUAAACGGCACUGCUCUGAAUCGCGUUGAAAAAUUUUUAGCAGAGAAUCGCACAUUUGACGAAUGCACCAAGUUUAUUGAAGAGUUUCACGUGCUGGCCAAAGAAAUCUCAAGCCUGCCCACACUGGCAAUUUUUGAAAUUAUUCACUUGAACUGUGACGACCUGAAACAGGGCCUGGCGCAAAAGGCCAACAGCUUCGCCAACACCCUGUUACAGAUGCUUGUCACACGAUUCCGAACAGAAAAUGAAAACAUUUGUAAUUGCUAUGAAACAAUCAAAGAAAAAAUCCUGAAGCAACCAGAUUCAACUGAAGAAAUGAUGGAAAUAAUCGCUUAUGUGGAUCGUGUGAAACGUGUUGACAUUCGAGCGCUCAAUGAGAGGAUAACGGAAUCACACCGCAGACUGAAUUACCUGGUGGACGUGCAUUUAUUUUCUCAAGAAGACCUGAAAUUAAACUCAACUGUGCUUUUGUGGCCCGAAAAGAUCAAUCCUAUAUUUGAUCGCAAUGAAGAGGUGAUCCAAGAGGCAAAGCGCAAAGGAGAAAGCGAACUCUACAGCAAGCGAGAGAAGGUGAUGGUGGAGCUGGAGAAGCUGUCUCGCCGCAUGGAGGAUUUUGCCGACUACUCUGAACUGGAAAUGAUGCAGCAGUAUGUGAAUGACGCAAGGAAUGUGCAGAAACACUUGCAAGAGGCCGAAGAUAUGAUUGCAUUUAUUAAUAAGGAGGAAGGUCUUUACAAAUGGGAUCAGACAAACUACCCGGAGUUGGACACUCUGAAAGUGAAUAUCGAACCGUAUCAGAAACUGUUUGGGACGAUCCUGAAAUGGCAGAAAUCUGAGAAAAGAUGGAUGGAUGGUGCGUUCUUAGACCUAAAUGGUGAGACGAUGGAAGGAGAAGUGGACGAAUUCUUCCGAGAAGUCUUCAAGAUGCUCAAGUUUUUUGAACAAAAGCAGAAGAAGGCUGAGCAGGAGAUGCAGAAGGCCCCUCGUAAACACCUUCCUGGAGCUGAGGAAGACGUGGUAGAAGAGAAGAAGGCCCUGCCUGCUGUCCAGAUGUGCAGCGUGGUCAUUGAGCAAGUCAAAGAGUACAAGAAUCACGUCCCACUUGUGGCCAUCCUUUGCAACCCUGGAAUGAGACCUCGCCACUGGGACCAGAUGUCGGCAAUCGUUGAGUAUGACUUGACUCCAAACUCUGGGACGACCCUGAGGAAGGUGCUGAAGUACAAUCUUGGUCCAUACUUGGACAAAUUUGAAACGAUCAGUGCGGCUGCCAGCAAGGAGUUCUCACUGGAGAAAGCCAUGCACGUUAUGAUGGAUGUCUGGGUGAAUGUCUUCUUCAAUACCAGCCCUUAUCGAGAGUCUGGAGUUUCCAUUCUGUCCGCUGUUGACGAGAUUCAGUCGAUUCUCGACGAUCAAAUUGUCAAGACGCAGACAAUGAGGGGAUCUCCAUUUAUUAAGCCAUUUGAAGCUGAAAUCAAGGAAUGGGAAGAACGUUUAAUACGUAUCCAAGAAACUAUUGAUGAAUGGCUGAAGGUUCAGGCUCAGUGGCUUUAUCUGGAGCCCAUCUUCUCUUCAGAGGACAUCAUGCAGCAGAUGCCUGAGGAAGGUCGUCUCUUUCAGGGUGUGGACCGACAGUGGAAAGAAGUGAUGAGGCACUGCGUCAAAGACCCCAAGGUCAUGGCAGCCACUUCUUUGACUGGCCUUCUGGAAAAACUACAGGAAAGCAACAUCAUUCUUGAAAAAAUCAUGAAAGGUCUGAAUGCUUACUUGGAAAAGAAGCGGCUCUUCUUUCCACGGUUUUUCUUCUUGUCCAAUGAUGAAAUGCUGGAGAUUUUAUCUGAGACUAAAGACCCACUGAGAGUCCAGCCUCACCUGAAGAAGUGCUUUGAAGGCAUUGCAAAGCUCGAGUUCCUGCCCAACCUGGACAUCAAGGCCAUGUAUAGUAGUGAAGGCGAAAGAGUGGAGCUCAUUGAGCUCAUUUCGACAUCCGAGGCCAGAGGAGCGGUGGAGAAAUGGCUCCUUCAGCUGGAAGACGUCAUGCUGCGAAGUGUUCAGGAUGUCAUUGCCCGAUCCAGAUUGACUUACGCUGAGAGCGCCAGGAAGGAGUGGGUGAAGGAAUGGCCUGGGCAAGUAGUGCUCUGUACAUCUCAGAUGUUCUGGACAAUUGAAGUUCAUGAAGCCAUUAAAAGUGGACCUCAGGGUUUAAAGAACUAUUAUGACCAUCUCCAAAACCAGCUUAAUGACAUCGUUGAGCUGGUCAGAGGGAAACUCCCCAAACAGACUCGCAUCACACUGGGCGCUUUGGUGACUAUUGAUGUGCAUGCCAGAGACGUGGUGAUGGAAAUGAUUGAGAAAGAUGUCUCCAAAGAAACCGACUUCCAGUGGCUUGCCCAGCUUCGUUAUUAUUGGGAGAAUGAUAACACCCGUGUCCGAAUCAUUAACUGUGAUGUCAAAUAUGCUUAUGAGUAUUUGGGAAACUCUCCACGAUUAGUGAUCACUCCUUUAACUGAUAGAUGUUAUCGUACAUUGAUCGGUGCAUUUUAUCUGAAUCUGGGUGGAGCUCCUGAAGGACCAGCAGGUACUGGAAAAACUGAGACCACUAAAGACUUGGCAAAGGCUCUGGCGGUGCAGUGUGUGGUUUUCAACUGUUCUGAUGGUUUGGAUUACCUGGCAAUGGGAAAGUUUUUCAAAGGGCUGGCAUCCUCCGGAGCGUGGGCCUGCUUUGAUGAGUUUAAUCGUAUUGAGCUGGAAGUGCUGUCGGUGGUAGCUCAGCAGAUCCUUUGCAUUCAGCGAGCAAUUCAGAUGAAGCUCAAGUUUUUCAACUUUGAAGGCACAGAACUGCAGCUAAACCCUAACUGCUUUGUGGCCAUCACAAUGAAUCCUGGGUAUGCGGGUCGAUCUGAACUUCCCGACAAUCUGAAGGUGCUGUUCCGCACCGUAGCCAUGAUGGUCCCGAACUACGCUCUCAUAGCUGAAAUCUCUCUUUAUUCGUAUGGAUUUCUUCAUGCCAAGCCGCUGUCUGUAAAGAUUGUCAUGACUUACAGGCUUUGCUCAGAGCAGCUCUCCUCACAGUUUCAUUAUGAUUAUGGUAUGCGAGCCGUCAAGGCCGUCCUGGUGGCAGCUGGAAACCUUAAACUGAAGUUUCCCGAUGAAAAUGAGGACAUUCUGCUUCUGCGCUCCAUCAAGGAUGUGAAUGAGCCCAAGUUCCUGUCCCACGACAUUCCCCUUUUCAAUGGGAUCACAAACGACUUGUUUCCUGGUAUCUCACUGCCAGUUGCAGAUUAUAAGCUUUUCCUAGCCUGUGCCAACGAGUGCUGUGCCAACCACAAUGUGCAACCAGUGACUAAUUUCCUGGAGAAAAUGAUCCAGACUUACGAAAUGAUGAUUGUCAGGCACGGGUUUAUGUUGGUUGGGGAGCCGUUUGCUGGAAAAACCAAAGUUUUGCACGUGCUGGCAGAUACUCUGUCUCUAAUGAAUGAGCGAGACUACGGAGGAGAGGAAAAGGUUAUUUUCAGGACUGUGAAUCCCAAGUCUAUUACGAUGGGACAGCUUUUUGGCCAAUUUGACCCUGUUUCACAUGAGUGGACUGAUGGAAUUGUCGCCAACACAUUCCGAGAGUUUGCUUCCGCAGAAACUCCUGACCGCAAGUGGGUUGUUUUUGAUGGACCAAUUGAUACUUUGUGGAUUGAGAGCAUGAACACCGUCUUAGAUGACAAUAAAAAGCUGUGCCUCAUGAGUGGGGAGAUUAUCCAGAUGUCUCCUCAGAUGAGUCUGAUUUUUGAAGCGAUGGACCUGUCCCAGGCCUCGCCCGCAACAGUGAGCCGCUGUGGAAUGAUUUAUAUGGAGCCCUCUCAGCUGGGAUGGAUGCCUAUCAUUGAAUCCUGGAUAAACACUCUUCCUGAGUCUUUCCAUCGUGAGGAGAUCAGGACUCUGCUCCUUGGACUUUUUGAGUGGAUUGUGCCUCCUUCACUUCGAUUUCUCCGAAAGCAAUGCAAGGAACUCGUUCCGACAACCAACAGUAACACUGUGGUGUCACUGACGCGGCUUUUCGAGAUGCUGAUUGCAGACUUAGUGAGAGAAGACCCUGAAAACAAAAACCUACGCUUCUGGACAAUGUCAGCUUUUGCAUUCUCAUUAAUCUGGUCCAUUGGAGGGAGCUGUGACACCGACAGCAGAAUAAAGUUUGAUGCCUUUUUAAGGGACCUUAUUGCUGGAAAAAAUGAAGAAUCGCCUCUCCCUGCCCCUGUCGGUAGAUGGGAAUGUCCAUUUGAGGAGAAAGGGCUGGUCUAUGACUACAGCUAUGAGUUCAGAGGUAGAGGACGCUGGCUACACUGGAAUGAAUCCAUUAAGAACAUAACCCUGGGUGACAAGAAUACUAAGGUCCAGGAUAUAAUCGUCCCCACCAUAGACACAAUCCGCUACACCUAUUUGAUGGAUCUUUGCAUUCAAUACGGAAAUCCUCUUUUAUUUGUUGGUCCCACUGGCACUGGCAAGUCCGUCUAUGUGAAAGACAAGCUGAUGAAUAAUCUGGACAAAGACAAGUACCUGCCCUUCUUCAUUAACUUCUCUGCCCGCACCAGUGCCAACCAAAUUCAGAAUAUUGUUAUAUCCAGGCUGGAUAAGAGACGCAAAGGUGUAUUUGGACCCCCAAUGGGGAAGAAGUGCAUCGUCUUCGUGGAUGACAUGAGCAUGCCAGCCUUGGAGACUUACGGUGCGCAGCCUCCAAUUGAGCUGCUCAGGCAGUUCUUUGAUCAUGGACACUGGUACGACCUGAAGGACACCAACAAGAUCUCGCUAGUCGACUUGCAGCUUCUUUCUGCCAUGGGUCCGCCAGGAGGAGGCAGAAACGCGGUGACGUCCAGAUUUCUCCGUCACUUUAUCAUCUGCAGUAUUAAUGCAUUUAGUGAUGAGACCAUGACCCGAAUCUUCUCAAACAUUAUGGGGUUUUACUUGAGGAACUAUGAAUUUCCACCUGAUUACUUUAAUAUUGGGAAUCAGAUAGUCACGGCUACAAUGGAUGUGUACAAAAAGGCAAUGCAGAAUCUGCUGCCCACUCCAGCCAAAUCCCAUUACACCUUUAAUCUACGAGACUUUUCCCGCGUCAUCCAGGGCUGCUUGCUCAUAAAGAAGGAAUCCGUAGAGAACAAGCGUGUCAUGAUCCGACUGUUUGUUCACGAAGUGCUGCGGGUUUUUUAUGACCGCCUUAUCGAUGAUACGGACAGGGCCUGGGUCUAUCAGCUCAUGAAGGACAUGCUGAAGGAGCACUUCAAGGAAAACUUCGAUUCUGUCUUUGAGCAUCUGAAGCAAGGGUCCACACCACUUUGUGAAGAAAAUAUGCGAAGUCUGCUAUUUGGAGACUACUUGAAUCCUGAUCUAGAAGGGGAUGAGAGGCUUUACAUGGAAGUGCCCUCCAUUGAGCAGUUCAACCAUAUUGUGGAGCAGUGCUUAGAAGAGUACAACCAGACGCACAAAGCAAGGAUGAAUCUCGUCAUAUUUAGGUACGUCCUGGAGCACCUGUCCAGAAUCAGUCGUAUUCUUAAGCAGCCUGGCGGCAACGCCCUUCUGGUGGGAGUGGGGGGCAGCGGACGACAGUCUCUCACCCGUUUAGCCACUGCAAUGGCCAAGAUGAGCAUCGUCCAGCCGGAAAUUUCCAAGAGUUAUGGGAUGAAUGAGUGGAAAGAGGACUUGAAGAGUCUGGUGCGUGGUGCAGGCGUGAAGGGUCAGAAGACGGUCUUCUUAAUUACCGACACGCAGAUUAAAGAUGAGGCUUUCCUGGAAGAUGUGGACAGUUUACUCAACACUGGUGAAGUUCCAAACUUGUUUGCUGUGGAUGAGAAGCAGGAAAUAAUGGAAUCAGUACGUCCCAUUGCCCAGGCAGGCAAUAAGAAUGCAGAGUUCAGCCCGCUUGCUCUGUUUGCUUUCUUUGUCAACCGUUGCAAAGAGAAUCUGCACGUGGUGGUUGCCUUCAGCCCCAUUGGCGAUGCAUUCCGCAAUCGUCUGAGACAGUUCCCUUCACUUAUUAACUGCUGCACCAUCGACUGGUUUCAGCCAUGGCCUGAGGAUGCUUUGGAAAGGGUGGCCAUUAAAUUUCUGGAGAUCAUUGAACUUGCAGACAAAGAGCGCCAGCAAGUCAUUUCAAUCUGCAAGCAUUUCCACACCUCUGCCAUUGAGCUGUCUGAGAAAUUUUUACAGCAGUUGGGCCGUCACAAUUACGUGACCCCAACGUCUUACCUGGAGCUGAUCGCGGCUUUUCGCCUCCUGCUGACUCAGAAGAGAGACAUGGUUAUGAAAGCGAAGUUAAGAUACACCAAUGGCCUGGACAAACUAGCCUUUGCUGAAUCACAGGUUAAUGAAAUGAAAAUAUACCUCGUAGAGCUACAGCCAAAGUUGGAGCAGUCGACAAUUGAAAACAGAGAGAUGAUGAAGAAUAUUGAAGUGGAAUCGGCAACAGUGGAGUCGGAGAGUAAAAAAGUGCAAGUAGAUGAAGAGGCCGCAUCUGCUAAAGCUGAGGAAGCCCAGUCUCUGAAGAACGAGUGCGAGACCGAGCUGGCCAAGGCGAUGCCAGCCCUGGAGGAGGCCCUGGCCGCGCUGGAUACUCUGAAGCCAUCGGAUAUUACCAUCGUGAAGUCAAUGAAGAAUCCUCCAUCUGGUGUCAAGCUUGUGAUGUCUGCUGUGUGUGUAAUGAAGGACAUUAAGCCGGAAAAGAUUAACGAUCCUACAGGGAGUGGGCAAAAGAUUCUAGAUUACUGGGGGCCAAGCAAGAAGCUGCUGGGAGAUAUGAAUUUCCUGAAGGACCUGAAGGAGUACGACAAGAACAAUAUUUCCGUACCCAUAAUGGUAAAGAUCCGUGGGGAAUACAUCACCAAUCCAGACUUUGACCCGGCAAAGGUGGCAAAGGCCUCUUCAGCAGCUGAGGGCUUGUGCACUUGGAUUCUGGCCAUGGAGAAAUAUGACAGGGUGGCAAAGGAGGUCGCCCCGAAAAAAGCUCGACUGGAUGAAGCUCAGCGCUCGUUGGCUGAGACCGAGGCCAUCCUUACUCUGAAAAGGGCCGAAUUAAAAGUGAUCAAGGAUCGACUGGCUGAUUUGCAAAGGAUCUUCAAAGAGAAAUCGGAUGAGAAGGCAAAACUGGAAUAUGAGGUUGACCAGUGUGGCAAGAAACUCGUGAGGGCAGAGAAGCUGAUCGGUGGACUAGGAGGAGAAAAGACGAGAUGGUCAAAAGCUGCAGAAGACCUUCAGGGCACCUAUGAUAACCUGACUGGCGACGUGUUGAUAUCAGCGGGCGUCAUAGCCUACCUUGGGGCUUUCACUGCAGCCUUUCGUCAGGAGUGCACCAAGUCCUGGACCGACCUUUGCAAGUCUAAAAAAAUUCCAUCUUCUGAUGACUUUUCUCUGAGUAAGAUUCUUGGGGAUCCAAUUAUGAUUCGAGCCUGGAACAUCGCUGGACUUCCAACAGACAACUUCUCCAUUGACAACGGGGUGAUCGUGAGCAACUCGCGGCGCUGGCCUUUAAUGAUCGACCCUCAAGGGCAAGCCAACAAAUGGGUGAAGAAUUCAGAGAAGGAGAAAAACCUGAGCGUCAUCAAGCUGACGGAUGCCGACUACAUGCGUAUCCUCGAGAACUGCGUCCAGUUUGGCACUCCUCUUCUUCUGGAAAAUGUCGGCGAAGAACUUGACCCUUCCUUAGAGACCCUGUUGCUGAAACAGACGUUUAAGCAAGGUGGUGUAGACUGCAUCAGGCUGGGAGAAAGUGUUAUCGAGUAUUCUCCCGAUUUCCGCUUUUAUAUUACAACCAAGCUGAGAAAUCCACAUUAUUUACCAGAAUUAGCCACAAAAGUGUCCCUGCUCAACUUCAUGAUCACACCUGAAGGUUUGGAGGACCAACUGCUAGGCAUUGUCGUUGCAAAGGAGAGGCCCGAACUGGAAGAUGAAAGAAACGCCCUGAUAUUACAGUCUGCUGCUAACAAGAAACAACUGAAGGAGAUAGAAGACAAAAUCCUGGAGACUCUACAGUCAUCAGAAGGCAACAUUUUGGAGGACGAGACUGCCAUCAAGAUCUUGGAUGAAGCUAAAGUCAUGUCGAAUGAGAUCAGCAAAAAGCAACAGAUUGCAGAGAAGACCGAAAUAAAAAUUGCUGAAUCAAGAGAGGGGUAUCGGCCCAUCGCUCGACACUCUUCUGUCUUGUUCUUCAGUAUCGCUGAUCUGGCUAACAUCGAUCCCAUGUACCAGUACUCCUUGACCUGGUUUGUUAACUUGUACAUAAACUCCAUUCAGGACAGCAACAAAUCUAAGAUUUUGGAAAAAAGACUGCGCUAUUUAAACGACUACUUCACUUAUAACUUGUACUGCAACGUCUGCCGCUCCCUCUUUGAAAAGGAUAAGCUGCUCUUCUCUUUCCUGCUGUGCUGCAACCUGCUGAUGGCCCGAAACGAAAUUGAUUAUCAGGAGUUCAUGUUCCUUCUCACUGGUGGGGUUGGCCUCCAAAACAACCUGAGCAAUCCGGACCCUUCAUGGCUGCUUGACAAAAGCUGGGAUGAGAUCUGCAGAGCCAGUGACCUGCCUUCGUUUAAGGGUCUAAGAGAGCAUUUCCACAAGACUCCAAAAGAUUUUGCUCCAAUGUACGACAGUAAGGAGCCAUACAACGUUCCACUGCCGAAGCCCUGGAAUGAAAAACUUAAUGACCUCCAAAAGAUGAUCGUUUUACGAUGUCUCAGACCUGAUAAGAUUGUUCCUGCCAUCACAAAUUACGUGACGGAUAAGCUGGGCAAGAAGUUUGUGGAACCGCCUCCCUUUGAUCUUUCUAAGAGUUACACAGAUUCAAACGCUGUGAUCCCACUUGUGUUUAUUCUGUCUCCUGGUGCCGAUCCCAUGGCCAGUUUGCUGAAGUUUGCAAAUGAUAAAUACAUGGGCGGAAACCGAUUCCAGGCCAUUUCACUGGGCCAGGGGCAGGGUCCGAUUGCUGCCAAGAUGAUCCAGGGGGCCAUGAAAGAGGGGACCUGGGUGUGUCUGCAGAACUGCCACCUGGCUGUGUCAUGGAUGACAACCCUGGAGAAGAUCUGUGAGGAGCUCAACCCUGAGGCUUGCAAUGCAGACUUCAGACUCUGGCUAACAAGCUAUCCUUCUCCCAAGUUCCCGGUCACCAUCCUGCAGAAUGGAGUGAAGAUGACUAACGAACCCCCCACAGGUCUAAGGAUGAACAUGAUGCAGUCGUACCUCAGUGACCCCAUCUCCGAUCCGGAAUUUUUUAGCGGAUGUGACAAAAAAGAAAUGAUUUGGGAGAAGCUGCUCUAUGGACUUUGCUUCUUCCACGCACUGGUCCAGGAACGAAAAAAGUUUGGGCCGCUUGGCUGGAACAUCCCCUAUGGAUUUAAUGAGUCUGACUUGCGGAUCAGCAUCCGACAGCUCCAGCUCUUCGUCAACGAAUACGAGCAUGUCCCAUUCGAGGCUAUCACCUACCUGACCGGGGAGUGUAACUACGGUGGGCGAGUCACCGAUGACUGGGACCGACGGCUACUUUUGACACUUCUGGAUAAUUUCUACAACCCACAAAUCAUUGAAAACCCUCGCUACUCCUUUUCUGCCAGCGGCAACUACUGCUCCCCACCAAAGGGCACUUAUGAGGAUUAUAUUGAGUUCAUUAAGAACCUCCCUUUCAGCCAGCAUCCAGAAGUGUUUGGGAUGCACGAGAAUGUGGACAUUUCCAAGGACCUGCAGCAAACCAAGAUUCUCUUCGACUCCCUGCUCUUGACUCAAGGGGGCAGCCGUCAGGGAGGCUCGUCUGGCGGAGGAGACAACACCUUAAACGACAUUGCCAAGGACAUCCUUACAAAGCUUCCAAAAGAUUUUGACAUUGAAGCUUCUCUAGCAAAGUACCCAGUGAGAUAUGAAGAGAGCAUGAACACUGUGCUAGUGCAGGAAAUGGAGAGAUUCAACAACUUAAUCCGAACCAUACGUGUCAGUCUUCAGAACCUGCAGAAGGCCAUUAAAGGACUGGUGGUCAUGGACUCUGAGUUGGAGGCCAUCGCUGGCGGCCUUCUUGUUGGGAAGGUGCCAGAGAGAUGGGCCAAGCGGUCGUAUCCUAGUUUGAAACCCCUGGGAAGCUACAUCAAUGACUUUCUUGCCAGACUCAAAUUUCUACAGGACUGGUAUGACAAAGGAAAGCCCGUGGUUUUCUGGGUCUCCGGCUUUUUCUUCACUCAAGCCUUCCUCACUGGAGCGAUGCAGAAUUACGCCAGGAAGUACACAAUCCCAAUCGACCUUUUAGAAUUUGACUUUGAGGUUCUCCCCACUGACACAUCUAAGACGGCUCCUGAAGAUGGCGUCUACAUUCAUGGCCUGUUCUUAGACGGAGCGCGCUGGGACAAGAAAACCGGAUUUCUGGGGGAGCAGUUUCCUAAAGUGCUCUUUGAUGCAGUGCCAAUCAUCUGGAUCAAGCCAAAAAAGAGGGACGCUAAAAAGAAUAAGACCUCCUACGUGUGCCCCCUGUACAAAACGAGUGAGCGUCGAGGGACCCUGUCCACCACUGGCCACUCCACCAACUUCGUCAUCGCCAUCCUGCUCCCGAGUGACCGGCCGGUGCAGCACUGGAUCAAGAGGGGUGUGGCCCUGCUCUGCCAGCUCGACGACUAGCCCCACCCCCUGACACCUGCCGGACGGGCAUACGGGCAGAGACCGCCGUUCUUCAAGUGUCCGUCCUGUCCUGUGUACGCGUGGUCAGCGUGCAGCUCAGACACUCUUGUUAUUUAUUGUGAGUCUUCGCUUACAUUAAACGUUU
Messenger RNA from Erpetoichthys calabaricus (reedfish), 12371 nucleotides. RefSeq names its product dynein, axonemal, heavy chain 12 (gene dnah12). The coding region runs from base 287 to 12226 and encodes 3979 amino acids. Lineage: Eukaryota; Metazoa; Chordata; Cladistia; Polypteriformes; Polypteridae. Gene Ontology annotation, molecular function: dynein light intermediate chain binding; ATP binding; dynein intermediate chain binding. Gene Ontology annotation, cellular component: dynein complex. Gene Ontology annotation, biological process: microtubule-based movement. The transcript has 75 exons. The record is from RefSeq and is a predicted model, not a curated record.